AUGACGAAACGUGAUCCGCUCGGGCAGCUGGAAAGCUUGGAUCUCAUCCACUGUCCAACGGUGGAGUUGCCCGUCCUAAAAACCGGCAACUAUCGCUCACACAUCGUAGGCAUCAGGCGGUGGGAUGCGAAGGUGAUCGUUGUCGGUGGAAUUAAUGCGCCGAAAAAGCUUGCCUGCCUUUGCCUGAACGGUACGAAACGGACGCAGCUGCUCAAGGGGAAGGAUGAUAUGCGCCAGGAUGCGGUAAUGCAGCAGGUGUUCGGUAUAAUGAACAUACUGCUGCGCCACGAUAAGGAAACGGCGCACCGGAAGCUGUCCGUGCGCACGUACAAGGUGGUACCGCUGUCGAGGCAAAGCGGCAUACUGGAAUGGUGCAACAACACGAUGCCGAUCGUGCGUGGUUGCUUUCCGGGCAUGCCAGUAUCGGCCGCAGGACCUGGAACCGACAGCGGCGCGGAAAAAGUUUUCCAAUUACCUGAAGCCGGCGUGUGGUUCGAGCGGCAGCAGAACUACAUCAAAAGUGUGGCCGCCAGCUCGAUGAUCGGGUACGUGCUGGGCAUCGGCGAUCGGCACGUGCAGACAUCCUGA
This is a messenger RNA of Anopheles merus, 588 nucleotides long. RefSeq names its product serine/threonine-protein kinase ATM-like. The record is from RefSeq and is a predicted model, not a curated record. The transcript is spliced from 2 exons. Gene Ontology annotation, molecular function: protein serine/threonine kinase activity. Gene Ontology annotation, biological process: DNA damage response. Lineage: Eukaryota; Metazoa; Arthropoda; Insecta; Diptera; Culicidae. The coding region runs from base 1 to 588 and encodes 195 amino acids.